CCACUGCGCGCGCGCACAGGGUGGCGCGCGGGGCGGGACCUCUCACCUAAUCACCGCCCUCCCUGGCAGGGGGAGAGGAGGCAGCCUCUCGAUUGGCCAGCCGCUGUCACCUGGCCACGCGUGUCCCCGGUUUCCCUCAGGCGGGCGCCCGCCAGCCUCCCCACGCGUGAGGGGUGGCCGCCCCGGCGCGGUACUGCCCUCGCGGGAGUGCCCGGGAGAGGCAAGGAGGGGCGUGGCGUGGCUGCCCGCCCGCGGGGGGUCGCGUCAUGGCGGAGAGCGGCGCCUGGCUGUUGGUGCUGAGCUCUGUCUUCCUCUGCAACGCUCUCAAGAUCCUCUUGCCCUCCUGUUCCUCCAUUAUAUCCAGAUUGUUACAAAAGGAUGCAGAGCAGGAGUCCCAAAUGAGAGCUGAAAUUCAGAGCAUGAAGCAAGAGCUAUCAACCAUUAGUAUGAUGGAUGAGUUCGCUAGAUAUGCCCGCCUGGAAAGAAAGAUUAACAAAAUGACUGACAAGCUUAAAACUCACGUGAAAGCACGUACUGCCCAAUUAGCCAAAAUAAAGUGGGUUAUAAAUAUUGUAUUCUACAUCUUACAAGCUGCUUUGAUGAUCUCUCUGAUUUGGAAAUACUAUUCUGAGCCAGUUACAGUGCUUCCAAGCAAAUGGCUUGCUCCACUGGAGCGCUUGGUAGCCUUUCCUACUGGGGUGGCAGGUGGUGUUGGCAUUACAUGUUGGCUUGUGGUUUGUAAUAAAGUUGUAGCUAUCAUGCUACACCCUUUCAGCUGAAGGAAACGUAGUAGUCCAUGGAGUCCUCAACUGUGUUUUAAUUGUCACUAUCUAAAAUUAAUUUGAAAAAAACCAACAAAGAAAGAAGUUGUCUUUCAUGAUCUUUGUUACUUACGUCAGUAUCCUUUUGGAUUUAUUUUAUCUUCCAUUAGUUUGUUUUCCAAUUUGGUUUUCAAACAGCAGCAUUGCUGUUUAUAGAGCCUCAUUUUGUGUCUGUUUUGACGAGGAUGAACACUGAUUGACAGCAGAAGCACGAGACUUUUGUCAUGCUGUAUAUUUACCAAAAUCCAGAAGUAUUGGAUUUGUAUUUUUAAGUUGGAAGUACCCCAGCAUUAGGAAUUAAUUAGGGACUUCUGCUGUUUCUUUACUGUGUGAUAUGGUUGUUUCACCCAAAGAUGGGAUUAUACUUCACGACAAGUGGAGGCAGGUGGUUUGGGUAGCUUAGAGUAAAGCAGACUUAGGCUUCUCCUAGUUAUUUUUUUAGACUAUAAUGUAUUCCUGGGCUGCCUUAGAUGAUAUGUUAUUGAUAAAUACACAGAUUCAACUUUUUAUUGCAUAAGAAACUCAUUUUUUUAUCAAAUACAGGACAGAGAGAUACGUUUUCCUUCCUGAUUUUUAAGAUUACUUGAACUCUUGGAUUUUUUUCCUACUGUUACUGAUAACUGACCUUUCCUUCCUUGAUUUUUUACCUGCUUCCCAAACUGCGAGAGGAUCAGUUUUCAUCUGUGUUUUGGGAGGAAAGGUCUGGCCAACAUUCUCGAGGUCCAUGUUAAUAAAAUAGAAGACAGUGACAUUCCUUCAAAGGACUACAUUUCUAAGGGCUUUAGCAUACAUUAAUGACAGUCCAGCUAUGUAAAUGUAAAAAAGGCAAAUAAGUGAUCUAAAUGCCUAAAGCAGUAACAGAAUAGGAGCAAGCAGGGGGAGAAGGGAAAAUAAUUAGGUACAGGAAACAGCCAUAAUGUUUUGAAUUUAGAAGAGGACAGAAAUCUUCCUAGAUUUCUUCUUAGUGCCUGCAGAACAGUGACAAAGUUGUAUUCUCUUCUGUGAUCUGCAGCCUUGUCAUUGAUGCCCCAUCACACAAAUGGACAGGUUUAUAAAACUACUGUUCCAGAUAUCUUUGAGGGUUUUGAUACAAGCCUAAACAAACCUCUAGUGGACACCUUUCCCUCUUCUGUUUGGCUUCCAUCAUUCUGGUUCAGCUUCCAGUUCUGCAGUUGAAUGCAUCUGUUAUUUCAGAUCCUUUGCCCAUCCUGCAGGAAGGAAGGGGCCAGGGCCCCUCUAUAAUUAGCACUGCAUGUAGAAAUAAUUUCAAAGUAUUGUGUAUAUAAGCAUGAAAUAUUUGGAGUUUUUUUAAUGUUAAUUUUAAAAUGUUUUAUUGACUACAUUUAGUCAACAUGAAAGUAGAUGCACUAUAUGUAAUAAGUUGUGAUUGAAUGCUAUGUGUAAUUGUGGUUUUAUUAAUGAAAUAAAGCUUUUCAAUCCAC
Messenger RNA from Pogoniulus pusillus (Red-fronted tinkerbird), 2263 nucleotides. It is a transcript of the gene GET1, whose product is annotated as guided entry of tail-anchored proteins factor 1. The record is from RefSeq and is a predicted model, not a curated record. NCBI's taxonomy places the organism in Eukaryota, Metazoa, Chordata, Aves, Piciformes, Lybiidae. The transcript has 5 exons. Gene Ontology annotation, molecular function: protein-membrane adaptor activity. Gene Ontology annotation, cellular component: GET complex. Bases 267 to 779 code for a protein of 170 amino acids. Gene Ontology annotation, biological process: tail-anchored membrane protein insertion into ER membrane.